GGUGGAGCGACCAGAAUGUCUUGAGGCACGGCACUUCCUGCUUUUUUUUAUGACUGAGCUGCUGUUACUGCUGUGAAGCAGAACAACUCCUCGUCUGAGCUCUGAAUUUAUUUUUCCCUCCAUCGCAGCAUUAUCGACAACACUGCCUGCAAAUGGCCCUCUGGUGGCUGAGCUGCAGUACUGCAGCGUUUCUCCUUCUGGCUCACAUUGACCUGGUUUUCACCCAGUGCUGCAGCAGUGGGACUCCAGGGGUUCCUGGGAUACCUGGCACACAUGGUCCCAAUGGAUUAGACGGCCAAAAGGGAGAGAGGGGAGACCCCGGAGAGGCAAGUCAGCUGCUUAGGGGCCUGAAAGGGGCACAAGGUCAGAGGGGCCCUCCUGGAAGGCCUGGACUAAAGGGAGACGCGGGUAUGAUGGGACCUCCUGGUAAUCCGGGCCGACCUGGGGAGAAGGGACGACCCUUCAAUCCUUCUAACGAGCAGAAAAUGUUUUUUUCCUGCAAACUGGAUGCAUCAGAUCCACCACAGCUCAACGCAGCCAUCAACUUCAACGGGAAGAUCCUGGAAGAUCUGGAGCCACAGUAUCAGGGAGAAUCUCUGACCAAUGGGACAUACACCAGCACCGUCGGAGGCGUUUACUUCUUCAGUUACCACGUCUCAGCCAAGAGCAGAGCGUGCCUGAAGCUGAUGAAGGGCAGCGAGGUUCACACCACGCUGUGCGACACCGUCGACGGGUACGUGGUCUCCUCCGGCUCGGCAGUGCUGCAGCUGGAGGUCGGAGACACGGUGUCAUUGGAGCCCACCAGGUACAACCACAUUGCCACGAGCACCAGCCACACCUUCACCGGUUUCCUCAUCUUCCCCAUGUGAUCCAUGAAGUAUCUCCUGACCACCAUUACAGACUUUCUGACAGCAUCGCAACACAAACAUGGGAGCAACAGGGGCACCAUUUUCAAGUAUCAGUGUUUCUGUAUAUGAAUAACGUCAAAUAUUCAGCAGAUUUUUCUAUUUCUGAAGAAAGAAAAAAUUCAGCAGCUUUACUGUUUUUCAUCACUUUAACUUUUUAAACAGAGUCACUCUUCCAUUAAACUUUUACCUGAGUUCUG
Cheilinus undulatus (humphead wrasse) is the source of this 1105-nucleotide messenger RNA. It is a transcript of the gene c1qb, whose product is annotated as complement component 1, q subcomponent, B chain. Gene Ontology annotation, molecular function: protein binding. The record is from RefSeq and is a predicted model, not a curated record. The transcript is spliced from 5 exons. Lineage: Eukaryota; Metazoa; Chordata; Actinopteri; Labriformes; Labridae. Bases 153 to 869 code for a protein of 238 amino acids.